Molecule: messenger RNA, 408 nt
Organism: Aegilops tauschii subsp. strangulata
Lineage: Eukaryota; Viridiplantae; Streptophyta; Magnoliopsida; Poales; Poaceae
Source: RefSeq, a predicted model, not a curated record
AUGAUGUUUCUUCACCGGCUCGGCUUCUGCUCCACUCGCUCCGACGCCUCGCUAUUUGUCUAUCGACAGGGCCAUGAGAUUGCAUACCUGCUCCUCUACAUCGACGACAUCAUUUUGAUGGCAUGCGCCGUUGAUCUUCUUCUUCGGCUUACUAAUCGACUUCAUGUUGAGUUCACCAUCAAGGACUUAGGGCCGCUAGACUACUUCCGCGACAUCGAGGUGGUACAACGCGUGGACGAGUUCUUUCUUCACCAGUGGAAGUACGCUCAUGAGUUGCUUGACUGCGCAGGGAUGCUCAACUGCAAACCCGCGACCACCCCUGUCAACAUGAAGGCCAAGCCCUCCUCCACCGUUGGUUUGCUGACGCCAGAUGCCCCCUUCUACCGCUCGAUUGUGGGUGCUCUCUAG